AUGGGUAAAUUAAAAUUAAAAAGACCACAAAGUUUUACAGAAUCAUUUCAUAAUUUUAUAUCAAAAGAGACAUGGAAAAAGGUUCAACAUAAAACAUUGAUGAUGUUUGGUAUGGAUUAUAGAUCAAUGGCAUUGUUUAGAGUUACGAUGGCAUUAUGUGUAAUUGGUGAUGUUAUUGAACGUGCAACGGAUUUAAGUGUAAUGUAUACAGAUAGUGGUGUUAUGCCUCGUCAUUUAAUUACAUCACGUUAUAGUAGUAAUUACUUUUUACCAAUUCAUUUAGUUAAUACAUCAUUUUGUUUCCAAGCAUUUCUAUUCACAUUACAUAUUGUAAUUGCAUUUUCAAUGUUAAUUGGUUAUCGUACAAAACUAAGCUCUAUUCUAACUUGGUUAAUGACAAUUUCAUUGCAAGCCUACAUUGGUGUCAUUGGUCAUGGUGGUGAUGUUUUCUUUCGUAUGAUGUUAUUUUUAAAUAUUUUCAUACCAACUUCAAAAUAUUUCUCUUGGGAUAGUGCAACAUUUUAUCAAGAUUCACCAAUAAAACGUUUAAAUAAUAAUAAUAAUAAUAAUAUUGUAAAUAGUAAUAAUAAUAAUAAUAAUAAUAAUAAUGUAAUAAUAAAUAAUGUAAUAAAUAGUACGAAUAUACCAAUAAUUAAUUUAUCAGAACCAGAAUCACCAUUACAACAACAACAACUAUUACAACAACAAUUACAACAUGACCAAGAAUUAAUUUUACAACCACCACAACAACAACAAUUAAAAGAUAUUAAUAUUAAUAAAGAUGAAAUUGGUAUUGAGAUUGGUAGUGAACGUGGUAUUGAACAAAAAGUUAUCCAAGCAAAAAGAGAUCCAGAUAGUUAUCGUUUCGUUUCAUUCGGUACUUGUGCAAUUAUCUUACAAAUUGGUUUAAUGUAUUGUACUUCAUAUUUUCAUAAAUCUGGUGCAGAAUGGCAUAAUGGUGAUGCAACUUUCUAUGCUUUAACUUUAGAUUAUUUCGCUACUGAUAUCGCUAAAUUAUUUUUAUAUUUCCCUCCAGCAUUAAAAGUUUUAACAAUUGCAGUUGCAAAAUGGGAAUUAUUUGGUAUUUUAUUUUUAAUUUCACCAGUUUAUUCAGAUUGGUGUAGAUUAUUUGGUGCAAUUGGAUUUAUUGCUAUGCAUGCUGGUUUUAUUAUGUGUUUACGUUUAGGUUUAUUCUUUUUCGUUACAGCAGGUGCAGAAUUAAUUAAUAUUCCAACAACAGUUUGGGAAUUAUUCUUUGAUUUGAUAGAGGAGAAAGUAUUAAAAGGUCAACAACCAACUCGUGUUUAUUAUAAUACUUCAAGUCCAAUUAGUCAAAGAAUUGCUUUAAUCUUUAAAACUUAUUUCAUAAUUCCAGGUCAUGCUAUUUUUUCACCAUUAGAAAAAAUGUUAAAUAAUGAAGAUUCAAUUAGCAAUAAUAGUGCUACUCAAUCACCAUAUUUAUUAAGCAGCAGUAGUUCAUCAUCAUCAUCAUCAAAUGAUAACUCUGGUUCAGAUACUGAUGACGCUGAAAGAUCACAUCGUCGUCGUACUUCAAAUUUAUCAUCACCAACAAUUUCAUCAACAAUGUUUUCUUCUUCCCCAUUAAUUAAUGGUAGUAAAAAAGAUUUAGUUGGUGAUGAUUGGUUAGUUACAAUUGAUUCAAAUGGAAUUAGAAAAAGAAAUAUCCAUGCUUUAAAUUACAUUUGUAGUAAAUCACCUUUACUAUUCCCAUUGGCAAAGGCAUUGACAUAUGUACCUGCAAAUAUGUGUAUGUUAUUUACAAAGAUUUGUCAAAAGAUUCAUAGUCGUUCACAACAAUCAUUAAUUAUGUCUAGUGGUAAAAGAAGUUUAUAUCAAAAGAAAAAGAAUCCAAUUCCACAAACUCCACGUAUUUAUUCAAUUUUAAAUAACAUUUGGAUGUUAUUCAUUUGUUAUUUCUUAUUUGCUUAUAAUUUGAAUGUUUUUGAUUAUAAUUUUGGUUUCCAACAAAGUUGGCAUCAAUUUGCUUAUGUUUUAAGAUUAGAUCAAAGUUGGAAUAUGUUUAGUCCAGCACCACCAAAAACACAUUGGUGGCAUGUUAUUCAUGGUGAAUUAGAUGAUGGUACUAAAGUUGAAUUAUUUAAAAAUGAAGGUAUGUUUAAUUUUCAAAUUAAUACUGAAGUAAACUUUGAAAAACCAAAUCCAUUCUACAAGUCUUAUGGUAAUCAUAGAUGGUUUAAAUAUUAUGAAAAUGGUUAUAAUCAAGCAAAUAGUGAUUCUAUGAGAUUAGAACAUGGUAGAUAUCUCUGUAGAGAAUUCAAUAAAAGACAUACUGGUGAUGAACAAUUAUAUAAAUUCUCUGUUUACUUUGUACAUGAAUUCCAAAAUCUUGAUGGUACUGUUGGUCCAAAGAACCAUUUCUCAUUAUGGGAUCAUGUUUGUUAUGAUAAAAAACAAAUUUAA
Dictyostelium discoideum AX4 is the source of this 2442-nucleotide messenger RNA. RefSeq lists its product as hypothetical. Gene Ontology annotation, cellular component: endomembrane system. Bases 1 to 2442 code for a protein of 813 amino acids. The transcript is spliced from 3 exons. NCBI's taxonomy places the organism in Eukaryota, Evosea, Eumycetozoa, Dictyosteliales, Dictyosteliaceae. The record is from RefSeq and is a predicted model, not a curated record.